Messenger RNA from Argentina anserina (silverweed cinquefoil), 929 nucleotides. RefSeq names its product bZIP transcription factor RISBZ2-like. NCBI's taxonomy places the organism in Eukaryota, Viridiplantae, Streptophyta, Magnoliopsida, Rosales, Rosaceae. The record is from RefSeq and is a predicted model, not a curated record. The transcript has a single exon. Gene Ontology annotation, biological process: positive regulation of DNA-templated transcription. Gene Ontology annotation, molecular function: transcription cis-regulatory region binding; DNA-binding transcription factor activity. Gene Ontology annotation, cellular component: nucleus. The coding region runs from base 25 to 660 and encodes 211 amino acids.
UCUAGCUUCUGUUUCAGUUAAGCCAUGUUGUCUACUCUUCCCAUGCUUCCUUAUUCAGAUAACCUUCUUCAUUUUCCGGCUUUCGAUCCCGGCUUCACCCCCGGGGGCUUUACCCCAUGGGAGUCGGAACUUUAUUCAGCCAUUCAAUAUUCCCCUAAACCAGUUAUCUCCAACCCUUGUUCAGAUGAUGCCCAAACCAUGUCCGCAAAACCGGUCAUUUCCAGUUCCGGCUCGGAUGACGACCCGAAGGGGCCGGACCGGUCCGACUCAGAUCAUGCGAAGUCAUGCCCGAGUACCGUCACUAAACGUACGAUGUCGGUUUUGGUGGUGGACGAGCGGAAGCGGAGGCGGAUGGAAUCGAACCGGGAGUCGGCAAGGCGGUCCAGGAUGCGAAAACAAAAGCACUUAGAAAACCUAAGGAACCAGGUCAACAAGCUUAGGACUGAGAACCGGGAACUAAGCAAUCGACUCCGGUAUGUCAUGUACCAUUUUCAGAGGGUACGUACGGAUAACGAAAGGCUCCGAGCAGAACACACGAUGCUCCGACAGAAGUUGUCGGACAUACGUCAAAUUUUGGUUUUCCGGCAGCUCCAGAACAUGUCAUCCGCAUGGCCAUGCAAUACCGUUAUUACCGAACAGAUCCCAGCACUAAUCACUUAAUUAAUGAUAUUUAUAAUCAAUGUGAACGUCAUUAAUUAAUUUUCCCUAAAACGAAAAAACAGGGAACGAUCGCUCUCUUCCUCUUGUCAAUCUUCUCUAGAAUUCUCUAUAUAUUAUUAAAUAUCAGUAAGGGCUAAAGCAAAAGAGUGGGCUAGGGUUUUUGGUGAUAUAUGGCAACAAAAGUGGGUUUGGAAAAUGAUGGUUUUUCUUGUACGUGGGGGUUACUAUAUUCUAUAUUUUGUAUAAAAACAUGGCCAAUUAUGUUUGUU